Molecule: messenger RNA, 2712 nt
Organism: Pseudocercospora fijiensis CIRAD86
Lineage: Eukaryota; Fungi; Ascomycota; Dothideomycetes; Mycosphaerellales; Mycosphaerellaceae
Exons: 8
Coding region: 1-2712 (903 amino acids)
Source: RefSeq, a predicted model, not a curated record
AUGAUCCCCUGCAUGUACAGUACACUUGACCUUUUCCGCCUCCGCCUUGACUUCGGCUUCUCACACCUCAGCAUCCAAACUGAACUGCUGGUAAAGAUGGUGGCGACGGGCAUAUGUCAUUCAGAUGUGUUCGCUGGCAGCGCACCCAAAGGCACAUCUCCUCCUUUCUUUGGACACAUCAGCGCUACCGCUCUCAUCUGGAUAAGUCGACGCUAUGCUUCGAGCAGGGCCAGGGCCACUACACGUUCGCUGACGAAGAGAGGACACUACGGGCAACACCAUCAGGUAAACCCAAUUUCUGCAGACUGUACACUCGAACUCUUCAGCAUUCCGGAGGCUAACGGAGAACAGCUGGACAGCAGGCCCUGGCUGCAUCGACAGCCUGGAACAUCAGCAUCCUUUCCUACGCCGCAUGAGUUGGAAGUUAAUCCACCUGCCGCAGGCAGAAACGACUUGUCCAUCGAAGAUGUUGCAGCUGUGCGACGACGGAAACGACUGGGCAAGGACGAGAACUACCUGGCCAGUUCCUCAAUGACACAUUGUCCCCAUAGGUGUGCCGCUCGCAGCCGCUCGAUGAAGGAUUCACCAGUGAAUCGACACCUUGAACACGACGUACAUUUCCACCGCAGACCCUUCCACGACUUCGGGCACCGAAGUCUUGAAGGUAUCAAUCUCAACCCCACCGCCUCAGAUACCGGUCAUCAGCCUACGACAUUCAUCGAGAAGCCCUCCAUGUCCGCCUGCUACACGUUCAAGAUCAGCGAUAAGCGCGCGGCCGCCGCCGCAUCACAUCCCGCCACUCAUCACCGGAAUGGCGUAAUGCGUAUCUCGUAUCUCCCUGGCAUACCCACUAUCUCAUGUGCCUGGCAGCAUUCAGAGCACACAAGGAGAAAGUUUGACCUAAAAACCUGCUGCAACAUUGCCCAAGACUGUUGUUGCGAUGAAGCCACCUCUUGUGGAACAUUGCGCAACAGCGGCGAGCACAGUAACGAUGAUACAGAAGACGAGAUAGAAACUGAUUCUGGCAGGGAAAUGGUUGAGGAAGACACCAGCAUCAUGGUCGAGACUCGGCAUUUUCAGGCGGAGAAGGAAUUCAUAGAGAAGAAGGGACGCGGAGCAGUCGACGGUGAAGACACCGGAGCGAGGCUUGGUUCCAUGAGACGCGCUGGGUCUUUGGCCAUCACCCCCGAGUACAAGAUACGGCGCAUCACGGUCGCGAGCGUACCGGUCUCUCGCUGUCAUACCCCGAAGAGUGAAAAUGAAAUGAGACACGAGAGGUUGACUCUGACUCCGACUCUAACGACGAGGCUAACGCUGACGCUGACGCUGAGCAUCGCCCAGACAGUUUCGAGCGGCCUCAUACUCCGGGACUUGAGCCAACUGAUGAGGACCACUCAUUUGCAUUCCAGGCAGAUGAACACCAAUCGCCCACGUCCCAUCUCGAUGAAUGACAUCCAAGGCUCUCCACCGCGUGCCUCUGCCUCUGCCUCUGCUGAUCCUGGGUCACUGCAUCACAAAUCACUGGCGGUCGCACCGACUCGCCCUGCUCCUUCCAACCUUGCGACACGAUCAUCGUACGGUCACCAGCCGGAAACGACUAUGCCUAUACUCACUUCCAUCCUCACGGAGCCUGCCCUCAAGUCCUGCCAUCAGGAGCUUCUGCCAAUCACGCCGACACUCCCUGCAUCAUUGGAUUUGACGUUCCAGCUUUCAGAUACUCACCAGCCGGGCAGGGUGACGCCUGCACCCAUUUCCAUGCUCGCCGAGCCCGGCCUUAAGUCCUGCGAUCAAAAGCUACCGUCAAUACCGCUGACUCUCCUUGCAUCGUCGGAUCUGAUGAUACAGCUUUCAACUGCUCACGAGCCCGAUAUGUCGACGCCUGCACUCAUCCCGGUGCUUGCCCGUCCUGAAGCCAAUCCAUUUGGUCUGGCAGCAUUUGCAAGCUCCACGACCGACCUGCACCGAAUUACGCCUGCAAUCGUUGCAAGAGUGCUCCAGGUACCGGCUCGAGAAUACCAGGGUAAGCCUCCGAGCGCUGUCGACGGCAUGAUCGGGUCCUUGCAGCCGGGAAUGUGGGUGUCAGCGUCGGCAGUAUCGGCAGCAAUAUCCGCAUUGAACACAGUGCCAUCCGAAUACAAAGUCAACGAGAUCGGCUCUGUAAGUGCCGAGGACCCGCAGGACGCUGGAGAGCCACCGUUCAUGCAAUUUUGGCAGAGCAGCGGAGACCAGUAUGACGCAUCGGGGCUCCAACGUCUGGUUCACUCGGGAGGAAGUUUCUCGCAACCUCACGGGGCUGCAUAUUGUACCAGCUGCUCCUCAGCACCGCGGAUCGAUUAUGGCACCGUAGCCCUGCCCAGCGCGGAUCUCAUCUAUCGCCUAUAUGACCAGACCGGAAUGGCCUGCAUGGCCAUGCCUGACCCCGAGCCAGCAAUCGCACUCAGAUGCUCGUCAACAGCAACAGCAUAUCAUCGACUCGGAAUUGCGAAUUGGGCGGUCCGACCACAGAAGCAGUCAGACUUCAACCAUAGCCUGUAUUUUGCAGAACACUGCAUCACACUGGACCUUGUGUUUCGUCAAGCCAAGAGAGCUGGGGAGAUGGCCUCGACAUACUUCAGGAACAGUGAAGAUGAUCCGGAGGAGCGCACAGCAUUGCAUUUCUCAAAUUUGUCCGACUCGGCAGAUCCAUGCGAUGACAUUGACUCAGCCUCUUAG